This is a messenger RNA of Trichoderma harzianum CBS 226.95, 1461 nucleotides long. RefSeq lists its product as hypothetical. Gene Ontology annotation, molecular function: oxidoreductase activity. Lineage: Eukaryota; Fungi; Ascomycota; Sordariomycetes; Hypocreales; Hypocreaceae. The transcript has 5 exons. The record is from RefSeq and is a predicted model, not a curated record. The coding region runs from base 1 to 1461 and encodes 486 amino acids.
AUGACAUCAAAGGACGGCUACUCAUGGACGAAGACCCAAGGUCUUCGAGCCGGUGUCCCUUCAAUUGGUGUGAUUGAACCGCCUUCUAAUGUUAAGAGCGCCGACACAGUCUAUGAUGUUAUUGUCGUGGGUGCAGGCUAUUGUGGUCUCACGGCUGCUCGAGAUGCGAGUUUGGCAGGCUUGAAAGUGCUGCUUCUAGAAGCACGCGACAGAAUUGGCGGUCGGUCAUGGUCUUCCAACAUCGAGGGAUACCCAUACGAGAUGGGUGGAACAUGGGUAUUUUGGGGACAGGCCAACGUAUGGCGCGAGAUUGCAAGAUACGGCAUGCAGGACGAGUUGGAGAUAUCUUAUGACUUUUCCAGAGGCAUCAAUAAGUAUUUGCUAUCAAGCCCGCAGGGUACACAGACCUUCACCCACGAAGAAGAGGAUGCGCUGAUGCAAUCCUCACUCGCCAAACUCGUCAACGUCGACGGAUGCCUGGGCAAAACCGUCGUUCCUUUCCCCCACAGUGGUGUCCUCACCCCAGAGGCCCGCAAGUACGACCACAUGUCCGUCGCCGACCGCCUUGCCGAAAUCAAGAACGACCUUACACCCAACGAACGACUUUGCGCCGAGUCAUUCGUCCUUCUCUGCAGCGGAGGCACUCUCGAGACAACAAGCUUCUAUGAGUUCCUCCACUGGUGGGCACUGAGUGGCUACUCCUACGAGGGCUGCAUUGACUAUCUUGUCAAGUAUAAGUUCCGUGGCGGCCAGUCGUCGUUUGCCAUCAACUUCUUCAAGGAGGCUCUGGCGUCAGGAAACUUGACAUACGCCUUCAACAGCCCGGUUGCUACCAUCCAGCACGGCGGCAAUGGUGUUCAGAUUACAACGCGCGCUGGCCAGACGUACAAGAGCACGAAGAUGAUUUGCGCCAUUCCGUUGAAUGUUUUGAACGAUGUGACAUUCGAUCCACCUUUGGCUCCGGGACGGAAAGCAGCUGCUGCUACCGGCCAUGUCAACCAAUGUGUCAAGGUCCACGCUGAAAUCAGUGACCGAGAUCUUCGUUCGUUCACGGGCAUCAGCUAUCCGCACAACGGACUUAUCUACGGCUUCGGAGACGGAGAGACCCCGGCGGGCAACACGCAUGUGGUGGCAUUUGGCGGGCAGCACAACCACUUCCACCCGGAAGAGAACCUCGAACAUACAAAGGCAGCGUUCCAGGGUUUUGCGCCCAUGAACAUCGAGAGACUGGUCUUCCACAACUGGUCCAAGGAUGAAUUCGCCAAGGGAGCUUGGUUUUUCCCUGCGCCAGGUUUGCUAUCCACGCAUUUGAAGGAUAUGAGAGCAAGAGAGAGCAACAUCGUAUUUGCUUGCUCUGACUGGGCCUUGGGAUGGCGUAGCUUCAUCGACGGCGCCAUCGAAGAGGGAACCCGCGCUGCUAUUACUGUGCGAGCCGAUUUCGCCGGCCGAGCCAAGCUGUGA